Scylla paramamosain (green mud crab) is the source of this 1161-nucleotide messenger RNA. Its product is annotated as protein ILRUN-like. The record is from RefSeq and is a predicted model, not a curated record. Gene Ontology annotation, molecular function: protein binding. Lineage: Eukaryota; Metazoa; Arthropoda; Malacostraca; Decapoda; Portunidae. Bases 16 to 969 code for a protein of 317 amino acids. The transcript is spliced from 4 exons.
AGAGAAUCUAGUCCUAUGACGGAGAGUGAGUCAGGAGUCCCCGAGUCUAUAGAGAGUGUGAACCAUCAACAAAGUGUCCAAAAUAAGGGAGGCGCCCUCAAAAUAUUCCUCGUGCUUGCUGAGAGGGAGGAAGUGAAGGGGCGAGGCAGGAUGGAGGUGGAUGAGGACAUGGAGGCAUCUCUCCUCAGGCAAUUUAACUGCAUGUUGACCACUGACAAGGAAGUUUUGGUCAAGGAAUUGCAGACUUUGGUGGGGGCGAACCUUAAUGAACACACGGCCAGGUUUUAUCUGGAAAUGACUGAUUGGAACCUCCAGGCAGCUGUGUGUGCAUAUUUUGACCUACAGUCUUUCAACAAGCUUCCACAGAUGACUUUCGUGAAAGACAUCACCAUAGGGGAAGGAGAAAGUGUCCCACCGUCUACCAAGUUCAUAAAGACAUGGCGCAUACAGAACACUGGGGAGGAAUGCUGGCCCAGUGGGUGUUCCUUAGUGUACACUGGUGGAGAACAGAUGGGAGCACCACCGCAUGUGUCAGUAGCUCCACUCGGUGCAGGAGAAAUGGCAGACAUCUCAGUGGAAAUGGUCUCCCCAGGCUGUACUGGCUUCUACUCCUCCAAGUGGCGGAUGACAACUGCCCAAGGGAGCUUCUAUGGAGACACCAUAUGGGUCAUCAUUCAAGUAGACUCAGGCGGCACUUUGGCCCUCAUGCAGCAGAUGGUCAACCUUAAGGAGCUAGGAGGCUGUCCACCACCCUCCACCACAACUCACACCACCACCACAACCACCAAUCCCUUUGCACCAAACCAACCCCACCACCACCACCACCACUACCAUCACCCCAAUGGAAACAUUGCUCCACCCAUCCCCUCGUCCCCCUCAAGAGCCACUCAAGAACCACUCCUAGGCAUGCAAGGUCCUCCCCUCUCCUCAUCCCUCCCUAACCAAGAUGAGGACACAGGUAUGAGUUAGUAGUGCACCAGCAGCCACUCGGUAUUGUUGCAUCAGUCCCACCCAACACACUCUUCCUCAUGCUUCCAGGUGACAGCCAAAUGACCCGACACACACACACACACACACACACACACACACACACACACACACACACACACACACACACACACACACACACACACACACACACACACACACACACACACACAC